Chlamydomonas reinhardtii is the source of this 2250-nucleotide messenger RNA. RefSeq lists its product as uncharacterized. The transcript is spliced from 5 exons. The coding region runs from base 281 to 1936 and encodes 551 amino acids. The record is from RefSeq and is a predicted model, not a curated record. NCBI's taxonomy places the organism in Eukaryota, Viridiplantae, Chlorophyta, Chlorophyceae, Chlamydomonadales, Chlamydomonadaceae.
AGCAACAGACACAACGUGGUUCUUCUGCUUGAUUCUACUCGGACGCGUGAGGGCACCUGCCUACCUCUCUAGGCCUCUUGAGCGGUUGCGCGAAAUGCGAGAUGGCAAAAGACACUGGCAGGUCACAGUGGAUCAAGUCAGGUCUUUCUGGUCGCGUAACGAGGAGCUCUGCGCGACGAUUUCUAACACGCCGUCCAUUGUGUCGCGACCGACUGAGUAUGGGCCGCUUAUCGAGCACGAGGGCGUCCUGCUCUCGCGGCGCGCGGGCGCUGUUGCCCACAUGAACCGUGUCGCCAACGAGCGCGUAGCUGCGUUGCAGGCAUGCUUGCAUAUCUCAGGGGGCACGCGGCCCAACACAGCCCCAGCCGCCCCACGGCCGGCCAGCACCACCCGCAGCACCACCCGCAGCACCACCCGCGGCGGUGGCAUUGACAGCGCGCUGGUCCGCCGGCUCGCUGGAGAGGCCAUUGAUGCGGGCGAGCUCACCGGCGACCUAACAAGGGACAAGGCCGUGUUCACCGCACGCGCCGCACGGUACAACCUGGGCGCACACGCCGGUGACUGGCCUCCACCGCCUCCCGCCGGCGUGGCUGACCGGAUCGUAGAGCACCUGGUGCUGGGGGCCCGCGCGCGCGCCUUCUCCGCGCCCAUCGCCGCCGCCAUGGACCUGCUGAUUGCGGGCCGCCCCUUGCAAGAGGCCGUGGCGGCGGCGCUGCCGGCGGCGGCGUCAGCAUCAAUAUUGGGAUCGCCAAGGCCCACAGGAGAGGUGGUGGCAAUAGGGCUGGUGGCGGCAGCAAUGGUGGUGGUAGCAGCAGGGGCGGCCGGGUUGGUGGCAGCGGUGGCGGCAGCAGGGAUUCUGGCAGCAGCCCGGAUCGUUGCAGAAGCACAUGUUAUGGCAGCAGCAGGGGCUUUGACAGGAGCAGGUGUGAUGGCAGUAGCAGUAAUGGCGGCAGCAGCAGCAGUGGUCUUGACAGCAGCCCGGCUGGUGGCAAUAGUCGCAACAGCAGGGGUGGUGGCAGUAUUAGGAGGCGUGGAAGCGCUACAGCGGCAUCGGUGGAAGGCUGCCGAGCGGUGCGAGGUGGUUCGGGACCUGUUCGUACGGCUGGUGUUCCUGCUGUGCGGCUGCGGCGAGCUGCCCGAUGAUCUGCGCUGGCGGGUGGCGUGUGCGUGGCACGAGGGGCAGGAGGUGGGCCCCAAGGCGCUGAGGAGAAUGCGGGCGCUGCUGGGGCAGCGCCACAAGGUGGCAGCGGCGUGCCUGUUCUACGAGAGCGCCAUCUAUGACCGCCGCCGACAGCAGCAAGAGGCAGCCGCAGCAGCCGCAGCGGCCGCAGCCGCAGCCACAGCAGCCUCCUCCUCCUCCUCCUCCUCCUCAUCUCAGGAGCGGGCCAGUGCCAUCGCUUCCAUCAGCGUGACGUCGGCCCUGCGCUUCAUGGGGGACUCACUACCCUCCAGAUGGCAGCAGGGAGCUACCCUCAGCCUGGUGCGGAAGGUGGAGAGGCGCGAGUACGGUCCGCUGCAGGAGCGGCUGGCCCGCUCCCUGCUGUCGCCCGCGGCCGGGGCCUACUGCCUGCUGUCGCACAACUGCCAGGACUAUGCCGACUAUGUCGCUACCGGCUCCAUGCACCGGAGGGAUCUCCGGCAGGUGUUUGGCAAGAUGCUAUGCGGUGGCGUCGCUCCCAUGCUGCGAGGAUUCCUUACAACGCUCGGGGCAGGUUGGCUGAUGGAGGGGCUGGAGGAGGUGGUGCGGCAGCAGCGGCUGCUGCCGCUUGCGGCGGAAUCCGGGCCUCCCCCGUACACCGCCGCUGCCGCCGCCGCCGGGGCUGCUGCGGCGCCGGGCGCGGGCGCGGGAGACAAUGGCGACGUUGCGGCGACCCGCAUGAUGUCCUACAUUCAGGCGGCGUGUGAGGGCUGGCCACCUUGCAGCGGAAUGUGGUAGAGAUGAAGCGGCAAAGGGGCUUGACGUUGUUGUCUGGGCUUCGGGCAACUGCCAGGGGUGCGGGGUGGCCAACUCGCCCCAUGUGGCCGGCAACGCUUGGCACCCGCCCCAACUUUCCAGUUGCGGCCAAGCCCCGGAGCCCCGAAAGCAUCCAGUUGAUAUAUUUUAACAUGUAGACUUGUUAUGAACCCUUUAGCAACCCCAGCGCUGACACCUUCGAAGUCGCCCAUUCUUGAUGUUAUCAUGUCGGUCUAGAGCGCCUGGCCUUCUUGAACCCCGAAGCACGGCCGCACUUCAUGUAAUUUGGUCUCAAU